Messenger RNA from Lachancea mirantina, 1242 nucleotides. The record is from the annotation of a GenBank genome assembly. NCBI's taxonomy places the organism in Eukaryota, Fungi, Ascomycota, Saccharomycetes, Saccharomycetales, Saccharomycetaceae.
AUGUCCAAGAAACAAGAGUAUAUUGCGAAAAUUCGGUAUCGUAAUGAUCUACCGCCGCCAUUGUUGCCUCCAAAGCUGUUGAAAUUUACUGGACCUAAGAACGAAGAGGCCGUUUCUCCGCAAUUAAUCAGUUCUUUGUACGCCAGAACAAACGUAACACCGCUUAUUGGACUCAAUGCUGAUCUGAGCUUGUCUGUUGAUCUUACCAGGAUCCCAGGCGUGUUAAAUAGCCGGGAUACGAAGAAUCUCUACGGAUUCGAAAAUAUCAAAGUUCAUCCAGAAGACCGGGUCUUGUUGAGAGAUCCACGUGUCGAUCGACUCACCAAGACGGACGUGUCGAAAGUUUCAUUUUUGAGAAGAACAGAAUACGUGACCACGACGUCUGCUGCGAAAUCCAGCAGUCGAAAAAGACCUGUGGCUGAAUUGGAAGAACAACCAGAAGACGAGAUCAUGUCGCCAGAACAAAUUUUGAAACGUGUUGAAACCACAUUUGACGCUGCAAGCCAAGAUCUCGCCAAGAUUCAGCAUCCUACCAAGAAAAAAGUACACGCUGUCAACCGCUGGAGUGUAUUACCGGACACUGCGGCCAUGGAUCAAACGUAUUUCACAAUUCGUAUGAUUGGGUCUGCCGCGCUCGACGGUACUGAGAAACAGAAUCUUGCUCUGUCAACGGCACUGUUCCGUCCCGUGGAAUUGGAAGAAGACGAAUGGGUUUCGUUGUACACUACAGACAAAGCGGCGUCCGACGCUUACGACGCAAAUCGCGAACAAGCCAUCGACGAGUUGGCGGAGGACGAUCGUGUCUAUAAAUUCAAGAGGCUGAGAGACUUUGAGAUGAAACAGCUGUUACCACCUGCGGGUUCUUCACCUUUUAGCGAGCUGGCGUUGCGGUUCAAUAAUGACAAAAAAGUUGUAUAUUACAAAUCUUUGAGAUCCCGUAUUGAGCUUCGGAGGCGGCGUGUCAAUGAUGCUAUCAAACCAUUGGUUGCAGAGCACAAUUUGGACCAAAUAAACGUCAAACUCAGCAACCCACUGACAGAAGAAACUAGAUUGAGAGACAGAAUCAGAAUGAAAUUCGAUCCAAUAGAUUUCCCAAAUAUCGAAGACGAAGAGGAAGACGAAACAAAACAAAAUGAUGCGACUGGCUCGCGUGACACUAGCGAAACGAAAUCAGUCAGCCCAGAAUCUCAAGAAACAAGUGAACAACCAAAGGAGAACUCUUCCAAUACUGAAGUUGAAUGA